Erigeron canadensis is the source of this 1040-nucleotide messenger RNA. RefSeq names its product 40S ribosomal protein S2-4-like. The record is from RefSeq and is a predicted model, not a curated record. Lineage: Eukaryota; Viridiplantae; Streptophyta; Magnoliopsida; Asterales; Asteraceae. Gene Ontology annotation, biological process: translation. The transcript is spliced from 2 exons. The coding region runs from base 57 to 884 and encodes 275 amino acids. Gene Ontology annotation, cellular component: cytosolic small ribosomal subunit; ribosome. Gene Ontology annotation, molecular function: RNA binding; structural constituent of ribosome.
GUUAUCCCAUCUCUAUUUUCCAUCUCUCUAUCUCCCAAACCCUAAACCAACCAACCAUGGCAGAAAGAGGUACAGGUGGAGACCGCGGCAGCUUCGGUAGGAGUUUCAGCGACCGUGGACGCGGCCGUGGUGACCGUGGUCGCGGCCGCCGUCGUGGAACCCGCGGAGAAAAGGAGGAAGAAAAAUGGGUUCCGGUAACAAAACUCGGUCGUUUAGUAAAAGAAAAAAAAAUCUCAAAACUCGAAGAAAUUUACCUUCAUUCUUUACCAAUCAAAGAAUACCAAAUCAUUGACCAAAUCUUACCAGGUCUAAAAGAUGAAGUAAUGAAAAUCAUGCCUGUUCAAAAACAAACACGUGCGGGACAACGUACGAGGUUUAAGGCUUUUGUCGUUGUCGGUGACAGUAAUGGGCAUGUGGGGUUAGGUGUCAAGUGUUCUAAAGAAGUGGCGACGGCGAUUAGGGGAGCGAUAAUUUUGGCGAAGUUAUCGGUGAUUCCGGUGAGGAGAGGGUAUUGGGGGAAUAAGAUUGGGAAAGUACAUACUGUUCCGACAAAGGUGACCGGGAAAUGUGGGUCGGUGACUGUGAGACUUGUGCCGGCGCCACGUGGAGCUGGGAUUGUGGCGGCGAGAGUUCCGAAAAAGGUGUUGCAGUUUGCUGGGAUUGAUGAUGUUUUUACUUCUUCUCGUGGGUCUACCAAGACACUUGGAAAUUUCGUCAAGGCAACCUUUGACUGUCUCCUCAAGACCUAUGGUUUCUUGACCCCUGAUUUCUGGAGAGAGACAAGGUUUUCGAGGUCCCCAUUCCAAGAGCACACCGAUUUACUACAAAAGCCAACAACAAAGGCUAUCGCCUAUGUCGAGGAUGCUGCUGAUGUCGUUGCUUGAAAACUUUUAAUAAUUUUGGUGAGUAUGUUCUGUUUUUAGGAUGUUUUGAUACAGAUUACUGGUUUAAUGUUAUUUAUUUUCUUUUCAGAGUAUUACUCUUUUGGUUUUGGCUAUGCAAGUACAAUUUCUUAUAAUGCCAUGUUUAUCUAUAUGCUA